GCAACAUCAACUCCAGCCUUUCAACAUGUCCACAGAUCCCAGCUCCUUCCGGUCAUUUUCAACAGUCCAACCAGCGCGCUCACCACGCUCAUCGCCUCGUCCACAAUUUCAAACCCAGCCUCAAGAUGAACUACCCGCAGAACAGCAGCCUGAAGAAGCAUCAGACGACGACGAAAUACCAUAUCCAGAACCCAGUUCCGAACAAACCCUCUUACCACCUCCAAACCUCAGACCAUUCUUCACUCUCAUAGAAGACAUAUCGUCGGGCGAGUACUACCAUCCAUAUGUCCAUUAUGUCUUCGCGGAUGACGAUCCGGUCAUGGUAACCGCUGCAUCCAUGCGAAGUCUGGGCUUGGAUGAUACAAAGUACCUGCCCCAGAUCACGCCAGAAGGCGAAGAUGGGCAGCAAGUGGCAGAGCACGAUGAGCCAGAUUCACAGGUCGAAUCUCCCCUUCCGCCGCCCAUACCGGGCGUCCGGGAACACUACCUCAUAGUCGACGUUGGCGCCGAUGGACGCUCGAUCGUAGAUGCAAAAUCGCUGUCGUCAAAGUGGCAGACGACCGUUGUCAGUACACGGACGACUCCUUCUUUUGACGAGAGCGAGCCAGACCAGGGGUAUAUGAUUCGGAUUGAAGGCGUGGAGGUAGCAGGCAGGAGUAAAGGCAAGGACAAGGGUCAGCCUGGUGAUGACAAACUAAGCAAGGCGAGAGAACAGAGUCAGGGGGAUGUUUUUGAAGCUUUGGAUUCUUUGGUUCAAGGUAUUGAGGGGGGCUUGGAGGUGGCUGGGAACAUUGCCGGUAAGGGGCUGAAAGAGAGUGAAGAGGUGGGCGAAGCAGAUGUGGCGUAUGAUCUCGAAGGGACUCAGUGACCUGUAGACAGACUUGUUCAUUUGUAUUGUAACAGCGUGGCGUUGAUCAGAUUGGGCUAGAAGUAUAUGUAUGAAUACCUUUUGCAGCUAUCAUCGAUGUAGGUCCUGUGGUUUCCUAGUAAACCAGUAAUCGGAAUU
Molecule: messenger RNA, 1006 nt
Organism: Dothidotthia symphoricarpi CBS 119687
Lineage: Eukaryota; Fungi; Ascomycota; Dothideomycetes; Pleosporales; Dothidotthiaceae
Exons: 1
Coding region: 26-868 (280 amino acids)
Source: RefSeq, a predicted model, not a curated record